Messenger RNA from Vicia villosa (hairy vetch), 784 nucleotides. RefSeq names its product protein NOI4-like. NCBI's taxonomy places the organism in Eukaryota, Viridiplantae, Streptophyta, Magnoliopsida, Fabales, Fabaceae. Bases 265 to 504 code for a protein of 79 amino acids. The transcript has 3 exons. The record is from RefSeq and is a predicted model, not a curated record.
UGACGCUAAUUCCAACACCAUAUUGUACUCUCCCCGUCAAACACGUAACGCCGUUCUUAUAAACACCGUUACUUUCCCGUUUGGCCCAUCUCGGCCCAUUUCACACUCGUUACUAGUCGCUCCAAGGUCUUCUUCAAUACAACGCACUCUUUCUCUCUCUAACACAAACCAUUCUCUCUUUCUCUCUCUAUAACUUUCUCUUUCUCAGUUUUUUCUUCUUUUUCAGAUUCUGUUCUUACUAAAUAUUUCAUCAAUCUCGCAUUGAUGUCGGAAAAGGGUCGUCCACUACCCAAAUUCGGUGAAUGGGAUGUCAAUGAUCCAGCCUCAGCUGAGGGGUUCACAGUGAUUUUUAACAAGGCAAGGGAUGAGAAAAAGACAGGUGGCAAUACCGAGUCACCUGGAAAGACCGCCACUGAACCUCAAAGCAAACCUGCAUCCGAUCCCGGCAAACCUCAGAGUAAAAAAUGGUUUUGCUGCAUACAAAACCCUCCUGCAGAGUCAUAACAAUGCAGCGGCUCAGGUGAAAUAGAACAAAGAUGUUUAUGUGUAACUAGCUCCAGAGUAUUUUCUGAAAGAUAGAAGCUGUAAAAGUGAGCUGCAAUGGGGAAAGCAAAGAAGAGAAAGUAUUAUUUAUAUAUAAGUGUGUAUCAGUGUUGUGGUUUAUGAUUAGGAUUUAAGGUUCUUGUUUUGCCUUGUAUUAUGAGCUAGAGCGUUGCUUGUCACACUGCACUCCUUGUAUUAUCAAACACUAAUCCUAUUUUAUUAAUGCAUUUUAUUCCUUUGA